Molecule: messenger RNA, 1621 nt
Organism: Spea bombifrons (plains spadefoot toad)
Lineage: Eukaryota; Metazoa; Chordata; Amphibia; Anura; Pelobatidae
Product: amiloride-sensitive sodium channel subunit beta-like
Exons: 10
Coding region: 16-1455 (479 amino acids)
Biological process (GO): sodium ion transmembrane transport
Cellular component (GO): membrane
Molecular function (GO): ligand-gated sodium channel activity
Source: RefSeq, a predicted model, not a curated record
CUGGUGCUGUGCUGCAUGAUCUGGCAGUGUAGCCAGCUGACGGCCACCUAUCUACAAUACCCCACACAGGAGAGGGUAACAUUGGUUAAUAGUGCUAGACUACCUUUCCCAGCCAUCACAUUAUGCAACCUCAACCGCGCUCGUAUGUCUCAGUUGAAUGCCUCCAAGUAUCAAUCUCUAGCUAACCACCUAUCCGAGGGUAGUGAUGAGGACACUCCUAAGAAUGAUGCAAGAGAAAGGUACUUAGCUUUUGCACUCUCUCAGUUAAGUGCAGAGGAACAAAUGUCCCUGGGGCACCAACUACAGGACAUGCUGAUAUCCUGUGUCUUUCAUGAUGAAGUCUGUGAUGAAAGCUUUUUUACACCUUUCUUAAACCCUAAACUUGGAAGCUGUUACACCUUUAACGGGCUGAGACACAGAAGUCUCCAGGACACAUCAUCUGUGAAGCCAGCGGCUGUCCUGAAUGCUACCAAAGCUGGAUUUAGUUAUGGACUUACGAUGGAGCUAUUCAUAGAGCAGAAUGAGUAUAUCAGUAGUCUAAGUACUGCAGCUGGGCUAAGGGUGGUACUGCAUGGACAAGGGAAGAUGCCGUUCCCAGAAGAUGAAGGAGUGAAUGUUCCACCUGGUCAGGAGUCAGACAUUGGAGUAGUGAAGGUUCAUGUCAAGCGGCUGGCGAAACCCUAUAAUAGCAGGUGUAGCAGUGGGGAGAACAUCAGGAAUUAUUAUGCAGAUGUAUAUGGGACAGACUACAGCCGAGAGGCUUGUAAGAAGAGCUGUGCCCAAGCUAAAAUGAUCAAGAACUGUGGUUGCAGAAUGUGGGAGUUUCCAGCUCCUCCAGGGCUUGAUGUCCCUCUGUGUAACAUCAGUGAACCAUCCGUUAAUACCUGUGUGGAAAUGUAUGAAUAUAAACUAUCCCACGAUCAACUCAAAUGUCAAUGUCCACUGCAGUGUGAGGAAGAGAACUUUGAACUCACUAUGUCUUCAUCACAGUGGCCUAGCAGCAUGUACUUGGACUCUUUCGCUAAGCGUCUCCGCAGCAAAAAAGGAUCUCAGCGUAUGCAAACUAUUAGAGACAAUGUCGUUAAAGUUGUGGUUUAUUAUCAGCAGCUGAACUAUGAGCUAAUAGAAGAAGUCCCUUCCAUGCAGCUGGUGGACUUAUUUUCUAGUAUUGGAGGCUUGGUUGGUCUCUGGAUCGGAGUCUCUGUCUGCACAGUAGCAGAGUUUUUCGAGCUGAUACUGAACCUUUUGACAUUUGUCAUUCAUCAAAUCCCAAAAAGAGAUCGGGAGUCACCUGAAAAUCCAUACAUAAUUCCACAACCUGAGGCAUGUUCUCUUGUAUCUCCAACAAAUCAAAGUUUGGCAUGGGAUACUAUUGAUGAUAUAUCUAGUCUACUGGGAGAACACUCUGAGGACAACCAGAGCAUGAACAACCCAUACGAGUUUUACGAUGUAUGAACAGAAUGCUGUGCACUGCCAAAAAUUACAUACAUUAGAUAUAAACUUUGGGAGUUCAAAACGUAGAAGAUACUGCAGAGCUCCGGUGUUUGGGGGUAUACAAAGCAACUUGGGUUUAACUUUUUAGAUAAAAAUACUGGGAUACAAGAAACAUUAAGAUGAGAAA